Anopheles coustani is the source of this 1464-nucleotide messenger RNA. It is a transcript of the gene Rpn7, whose product is annotated as 26S proteasome non-ATPase regulatory subunit 6. The record is from RefSeq and is a predicted model, not a curated record. Gene Ontology annotation, biological process: proteasome-mediated ubiquitin-dependent protein catabolic process. The transcript has a single exon. The coding region runs from base 136 to 1305 and encodes 389 amino acids. Gene Ontology annotation, cellular component: proteasome regulatory particle. NCBI's taxonomy places the organism in Eukaryota, Metazoa, Arthropoda, Insecta, Diptera, Culicidae.
GUCGCGAAAACCGAAGCAAUUGUGCCACAAAGUGUUUAUUUUCACACUCAACGCAUUGUAUCGUAGAAACUUAGUGUUUGCGGGCUAAAAUUUACCUUUCCGGCGCUUUAUUACUACUUCGUAGCAUCCAGCAAAAUGCCGGCCGAAAACCUGGAAGAGCAGGGUUUGGAGAAAAACCCCAACCUGGAGCUGUCGCAAUGCAAGUUUCUGCUUAGCUUGCCCGAGUUCGCACAGGACAAAAAGCUGUCGGAAAAGUUGCUGGCGGCUAUCAAGGCGGAAAAUAUGGCCCCCUGGUACGAGGAGGUAUGUGCCGACCUCGGUUGGACGGUUGACCAGAAGCUGCUGGCCGAAAUGAAGGAAUCGAACCGGAAGCGGCUGGAGCAGCUAGAUGCGGCCAUCGAUGAUGCGGAAAAGAAUCUCGGCGAGAUGGAGGUCCGCGAGGCGAACCUGCGCAAGUCGGAGUAUCUGUGCCGCAUCGGCGACAAGGAGAAGGCCAUUUCGGCGUUCCGCAAAACGUACGAAAAAACCGUGUCCCUCGGGCACCGGUUGGAUAUUGUGUUCCACAACAUUCGCAUCGGGUUGUUCUACCUGGAUCACGAUCUCAUCACGCGCAACAUCGACAAGGCAAAGUAUCUGAUCGAAGAGGGUGGCGACUGGGAUCGUAGAAACCGCCUGAAGGUGUACCAAGGUGCCUAUUGCAUUGCGAUCCGCGACUUUAAAGCCGCCGCAAACUUUUUCCUCGACACCGUUAGCACUUUCACCAGCUACGAGCUCAUGGAGUACUCGACAUUUGUCCGCUACACGGUGUACGUGGCGAUGAUUAGCCUGCCCAGAAACGAACUGCGUGAUAAAGUAAUCAAGGGAGCAGAAAUCCAGGAGGUACUCCAUCAGACCCCGGAUGUGAAAGAGUAUCUGUUCUCGCUGUACAACUGCCAGUACGCGGACUUCUUCAAGCAUCUGGCCGCGGUCGAAUCGGUCCUGCGCAACGACAUCCUGUUCCAUCCGCACUACCGCUACUACGUCCGGGAGAUGAGAAUUUCCGCUUACACGCAGCUGCUGGAAUCGUACCGCUCGCUAACCCUCCAAUACAUGGCGGACGCAUUCGGGGUCAGCGUGGACUACAUCGAUGCGGAGCUGUCCCGGUUCAUCUCCGCCGGACGGCUGCACUGUCGGGUCGACCGUGUCGGAGGUAUUGUUGAGACCAACCGGCCGGAUAGCAAGAACUGGCAGUAUCAGGCCACCAUCAAACAGGGAGAUAUACUGCUCAACCGCGUGCAGAAACUCAGUCGAGUAAUCAACAUUUAAUCAAGCGGAGAUACGUUUCGUUCGCAAUUAUCCUUUCCUUUGGUUUGUGUACUUUUUGAUCGUAAAAUAGUGCAUACAAAAUAAAAAAUAAAUUUCACAACUCAAAAUGAGCGAUUGUACUUGUAACUCAUCAACAAGAAACAUAGUGGCGUUUUGGUU